GCCCCGCCCGCCUCCGCAGCUUUCCCGAGAGGGGAGUCGACGCUGCGCGAGAGCCCCGAGCCCGAGCUCACGGCAGGUGGAGGCGGCCCAGCCCGGGCGAGCGCGUCGGGGCCUGCCGCGAGCGGGCGAGGAGGGGAGGCGGCAGCUGAGGAAGCCGACGCUGGCCGGGCUGGGGAAGGGGGCUGGGUUGGCCCCGCCCUCCAGUAGCAGCAGCAGUCCGCCGCCCCGCGGGUCCCCGCGCGGAUUCCCGGAGCCAGGCCCCGCCCGCGCUACCAUGGCCGCGGCGGCCGAGUCGAGCGCGUUGCCGCCGCUGCGGGACGAGGCGGAGGACGAGGCGGGCGGCGGCGACCUGGAGGUGAACCCUUUCGACGGGCUGCCCUUCUCCUCGCGCUACUAUGAGCUGCUGGGCCGGCGCCGCCGCCUCCCCAUCUGGGCCGCCCGCUUCUCCUUCCUGGAGCAGCUGGAGAGCAGCGCCGGCCUCGUCCUGGUCUCGGGCGAGCCGGGCACCGGGAAGAGCACGCAGGUGCCCCAGUGGUGCACAGAGCAAGCCCUCUCGGUGCAGUUUGCCCACGGCCGAGUGGUCUGCACCCAGCCUCAUAGUUUGGCAGCCCUCAGCCUGGCAUUGCGUGUGGCAGAUGAGAUGGACCUCAAUGUAGGCCACGAGGUGGGCUACUGUGUGCCCUAUGAGGACUGCUGCGUUCCAGAGACCCUGCUCAGGUUUUGCUUGGACGAAGUCCUGUUGCAAGAGAUGACCUCGGACCCCCUUCUGCGGCAGUAUGGGGUGGUGGUGCUGGACGAGGCUCAGGAGCGCACCGUGGCCACGGAGCUGCUGCUGGGGCUGCUGAAGGACGUGCAGCACCAACGCCCAGAGCUGCGCCUGGUGGUGGUCACUGAGCCUCUCCAGGAGGAGCAGCUGCGCCAUGUCUGCCAGGAUGCCCCCAUGGUGCGGGUCCCGGGGCUUGGCCCGGCCCCAUGCUUGACCUACAGAGAACCCCUCCCAGGGGGCCACAUACCUGCUGCCUGCCAAGCAGCGUUGGAGCUUCAUCGGCAAGAGGAGGCUGGCGACGUAAUGAUCUUCAUGGCCAGUGAGCAGGAGAUCAAAGAGUGCUGCGAGGCCCUCCGAGCAGAGGCUGCGAUUUUAGAGGCCAGCCUGGGACCCCUGCUGGUGCUGCCUCUGCAUGCGGCUGUGGGGAGGGACAGCCAGAAGUUGUAUGAGGGCAGCCUGGGUGACCGGGCACGCCGAGUCAUUGUCACCCACUGGCUAGCAGACGCAGCCUUCUCUGUGGGCAGCGUCAGGCAUAUCAUCGACACGGGGAUGGAGCUGCGCAACGUCUACAACCCCCAGAUCCGGGCUGCAUCACAGGAGUUGCGCCCCAUCAGCCAGAGGCAGGCAGAGGCCCGGCGGCUCAGGGCUGCUGGUGCCCCUCCAGGGACUUGCUUGCGCCUCUAUUCAGAGGUCUGCUACGAGCAGAGGCUGCCGGCCUUCUCCCCCACUCACCUCAUGGAGACUGACCUUCGCCGCCCCAUCCUGCUGCUCAAGAGGCUGGACAUUGCAGAUGUGGGCCAGUGUGACUUUCUCGACAGGCCAGCCCCUGAGUCUCUGAUGCAGGCCCUGGAGGACCGGGAUUACCUGGCCGCCCUGGAUGACGACGGGAACCUCUCCGAGGUGGGCAUCAUUAUGUCGGAGUUCCCCUUGGAUCCCCAGCUGGCCAAGGCCCUCCUAGCCUCCUGCGAGUUUGACUGCGUGGAGGAGAUGCUGACUUUGGCCGCCAUGCUGACGGCGUGGCCUUGUUUCCAGACUCCGGUGGCACGCUGGGAGGACGCAGUGGUAGCACGGCAGCAGGCCCUGCUCCACCCAGCCGGGGACCACUUCACCCUCAUCAACGUCUUCAAUGCGUUCCACCAGCAGAGCGACCCAGAAAGCUGGUGCCGGAAACACGCGGUCAGUGAGGCAGCCCUGCAGCUGGCUGGAGCGGUGCGGACAGAGCUCUUGGACGUGAUGCAGCGGAUUGAGCUGCCGGUCUCCCCGCCAGCCUUUGGCACCGACAGCAACGUCCUGCAGCUGAAGCGAGCCCUCCUCACUGGCUUCUUCCUCAAGGUCGCCCGGGAUAUCGAUGGCUCAGGCAACUACCUGCUGCUGACCCACAAGCACUUGGCCCAGCUGCCCCCCAGCUGCUGCUACCGACUGCGCCGCCCAUCCCCACGGCCCCCCUCCUGGGUGCUCUACCACGAAUUCACCAUCUCCCAGGACAACUGCCUGAGGAUUGUCUCCGAGAUCCCGCCAGAAUUUGUGGCUGAACUGGCUCCCCAGUACUUCCUGAGCAAUCUGCCCCCCAGCGAGAGCCGAGACUUGCUGAUGGAACUUCGGGGGACGCUGGCAGGGGAUGGCCCCCUUCUGGGUGAAGAGGAGAACCCCCAGCCCCCCAAAACGGCUGAGGACGCGGGAGAUGCCUGUGUGCUGCAGUGACCCUGGCAGGAGGAGGGAAGACGGCCGAGUCCGUGGUCACUGCAGGAGCCUGAAGGCUUUGGACCCGGGGCACGACCGAGGUCGUCGGAGGGCCUGUCAGGCUUCUGGGAAGAGAGGGCCGAGUAGGGGAGCCCCAGACCGUCCGCUUUCAGGACUGCAUCAUAGCUGGGGAGGAAAAGGGGUCCUGGCCGGCUGAGGAUCUGCUGCCUGACCAUGGAAGAGGGUCUCUUCUGGGGUUGGAUGGCCUUUUGGGGCCCCUCGCCCCACUCCUCAGAGGGAGGCAUAAGGCAGGUGGGCUGUUUUUGUUCACCUUGGCAUCUGCCCUUCAGUUAGCGGCCUUGGCAAGCAGUGGGGUGCCCCAGCAGGUGUCUGUUUUCUCCUAGUAGGGGGGAGUUGUGGUACGUCCUGGAAACCCCCCAGAACCCAAUAAUUGCUCAGUAGAAGAAACCGCCAGAUUCCCCCCCCCCAGUUUUCCAAAGGGAUCCUUUCCCUUUUUCUCAGAAGCAGUUUGUGGAGGGGGGGGCUUACAUUUCCCCCUCCCUUUCUUUCAGCUUCAGCUGGGAGUCCCUGCUGAGUAUCCGGAAUGUUUUUGUGCAUUGGGGGAGAGCCUGGGGUGUGGCUCUUGCCUUUUCUGUAUGUGCCUCAGAAGCGUUCCACGCACUCCCCCACUCGGGAACGGCGGGUGUGUGGAGACCGGAGGGCAAACCCCAGCAGGCUCCGUGGGGCCUGGCCUCUGUCUUUCUGCUGCUCUGGACAAUCCUCCUUGUAGGAAUUAAAUUCUUUUACACAUCCAAA
This is a messenger RNA of Crotalus tigris (Tiger rattlesnake), 3262 nucleotides long. It is a transcript of the gene DQX1, whose product is annotated as DEAQ-box RNA dependent ATPase 1. NCBI's taxonomy places the organism in Eukaryota, Metazoa, Chordata, Lepidosauria, Squamata, Viperidae. The coding region runs from base 275 to 2467 and encodes 730 amino acids. The transcript has 11 exons. Gene Ontology annotation, cellular component: spliceosomal complex; intracellular anatomical structure. Gene Ontology annotation, molecular function: RNA binding. The record is from RefSeq and is a predicted model, not a curated record.